Peromyscus maniculatus bairdii (prairie deer mouse) is the source of this 4760-nucleotide messenger RNA. The record is from RefSeq and is a predicted model, not a curated record. NCBI's taxonomy places the organism in Eukaryota, Metazoa, Chordata, Mammalia, Rodentia, Cricetidae.
AGAAUAGUGUAGAGGCUGGACUACAUAUAAACAUAUAUGUAGGACUGUGCAGGCUGGGCUGGGGAGACAGUAGUCCAGGGAGAGGCUGUGGAAAAGGCAAAUCUAGAGUCACUGGGUAUAGGUGAGGCUUCACACAGAAUCCCGGGGCCUCUGUGGGAGCCUAUCUGCCUCCCUGCAAGAGGUCUCGAGGAUUCAGUUGAACAGAAACAGGCUCCAUGGUUAGGAAAGGUGAGGUCACAAACUAAACAAAGCCAUUUAGUUUGCAGGUCUUAACUGACCUUAUCUUGAUUCUAGAAUCUGGUGGACGUGGCCGAAGAGGUUGGCUUUAGAGACAGAGAAGGGAAGCAGGGGGGUGGGGAUGGGAACAGAACAAAGUAGGACCUCCAGACUUCAAAAUUACCUGCCUUGUAAAGUGGACACAGGGAGAUAGAAAAUAGAAGACUAGUCAUCGUUAGCUCCAGGUGAUGUCACAUGACUCAGGGCAGAGAGCACUUCACUAUCAUGGCAACAGAAACUAGCCUGGCUGGGAAUGUGGUCCUUCUCUUCCCCCAGUUUCUCAGAAGAAGUUCUAUUUAACAGUGGAUCCAGGCAGUUCCUUCCUGCGCUUGCUGGGUCAGCCAGGAGCAGAUACUCCACCAAGUCUACAGGUUUAUCCGCUCGUUCCUCCCAACUCUUCAGUUUACCAUCUCUGUGACUUGGACCAUUACGCACCCUGCCUCCUGUAAAAUGGAGUUUCCUGUAGCUACUGCCAGGCUGGGUGAAGGUUCAAUGAACUAACCAAGGAACUACCUCUUCAGACUCAGCCUUGCCAAUGUUUCCCUUCUUCAGGCUACAGAGUGGGCCUCCAGUGAGGACACACGUCGCUCCUGCCAGAGCAAAGGGAAGACGGAGGAGGAGUGUCAGAACUACGUGCGAGUCCUGAUUGUUUCCGGUCGGAAGGUGUUCAUGUGCGGCACCAAUGCCUUUUCCCCAGUGUGCUCCAGCAGACAGGUGGAGAACCUCAGCCGGACUAUCGAGAAGAUCAAUGGCGUGGCCCGAUGCCCCUAUGACCCACGACACAACUCUACGGCCGUCAUCUCCUCCCAGGGGGAGCUCUAUGCCGCUACUGUCAUUGACUUCUCAGGUCGGGACCCAGCCAUCUACCGCAGCCUGGGCAAUGGGCCCCCGCUUCGCACGGCCCAGUAUAACUCCAAAUGGCUCAAUGAGCCAAAUUUUGUGGCAUCCUUCGACAUUGGGCUGUUUGUGUAUUUCUUCCUCCGGGAGAAUGCAGUGGAGCAUGACUGUGGACGCACUGUGUACUCUCGGGUGGCUCGAGUGUGCAAGAAUGAUGUGGGGGGCCGUUUCCUGCUGGAGGACACAUGGACCACGUUCAUGAAGGCCCGGCUCAACUGCUCCCGCCCAGGAGAGGUCCCCUUCUACUAUAACGAGCUACAGAGUGCCUUCCACCUGCCCGAGCAGGACCUCAUCUAUGGCGUCUUCACCACCAACGUAAACAGCAUCGCCGCGUCCGCCGUCUGCGCCUUCAACCUCAGUGCCAUCUCCAGGGCUUUCAACGGCCCGUUUCGUUACCAGGAGAACCCCAGGGCUGCCUGGCUCCCUAUUGCCAACCCCAUCCCCAACUUCCAGUGCGGCACCCUGCCUGAGACUGGACCCAACGAGAACCUCACGGAGCGCAGCCUGCAGGAUGCACAGCGGCUCUUCCUGAUGAGCGAAGCCGUGCAGCCGGUGACACCAGAGCCCUGUGUCACCCAGGACAGCGUCCGCUUCUCACAUCUCGUGGUAGACCUCGUGCAAGCUAAGGACACGCUCUACCAUGUACUCUACAUAGGCACGGAGUCAGGCACCAUCCUGAAAGCGCUGUCCACCGCCAGCCGCAACCUGCGGGGCUGCUACCUGGAGGAGCUGCACGUGCUGCCCCCUGGGCGCCUCGAACCUCUUCGGAGCCUGCGCAUCCUGCACAGUGCGCGUGCGCUCUUCGUGGGAUUGAGCGACCGGGUGUUGCGGGUUCCGCUGGAGAGGUGCCUGACCUACGGGAGUCAGGGGGCAUGCCUGGCAGCGCGGGACCCAUACUGCGGCUGGGACGGGAAACGGCAACAUUGCAGCACACUGGAGGACAGUUCCAACAUGAGCCUCUGGAUCCAGAACAUCACAGCGUGUCCUGUGCGGAACGUGACACGGGACGGGGGCUUUGGCCCGUGGUCACCAUGGAAACCGUGUGAGCACUUAGAUGGAGACAACUCGGGUUCUUGCCUGUGCCGGGCCAGAUCCUGUGACUCCCCAAGGCCCCGCUGUGGGGGCCUGGAAUGCCUGGGGCCAGCCAUCCAUAUCGCCAAUUGCUCCAGGAAUGGGGCGUGGACCACAUGGUCAUCGUGGGCACAGUGCAGCACGUCCUGUGGGAUCGGCUUCCAGGUCCGUCAGCGAACUUGCAGCAACCCCGCGCCCCGCCACGGGGGCCGCAUCUGCGUGGGCAAGAGCCGGGAGGAGCGGUUCUGUAAUGAAAAUACACCUUGCCCGGUGCCCAUCUUCUGGGCUUCCUGGGGCUCCUGGAGCAAGUGCAGUAGCAACUGUGGAGGCGGCGUGCAGUCGCGCCGUCGGGCCUGCGAGAAUGGCAACUCCUGCCCGGGCUGCGGCGUGGAGUUCAAGACGUGCAACCCCGAGGCCUGCCCAGAAGUGCGGCGCAACACACCCUGGACGCCCUGGCUGCCGGUGAACGUGACCCAGGGUGGCACACGACAGGAGCAGCGCUUCCGCUUCACGUGUCGCGCGCCGCUGCCGGACCCGCACGGCCUGCAGUUCGGCAAGAGGAGGACGGAGACCAGGACCUGCCCCGCCGACGGCAGCGGAGCCUGCGACACCGACGCCCUGGUGGAGGAUCUGCUGCGCAGCGGGAGCACGUCCCCGCACUCUCUGAGCGGUGGCUGGGCCGCCUGGGGCCCCUGGUCAUCCUGCUCCCGGGACUGCGAGCUGGGCUUCCGCGUCCGCAAGAGAACGUGUACCAACCCGGAGCCCCGCAACGGGGGACUGCCCUGCGUGGGAGACGCUGCAGAGUACCAAGACUGCAACCCGCAGGCUUGCCCAGUGCGGGGUGCCUGGUCCUGUUGGACCGCAUGGUCCCAGUGCUCAACAUCCUGCGGUGGCGGCCACUACCAACGCACCCGCUCCUGCACCAACCCCGCACCGUCCCCGGGUGAGGACGUCUGCCUCGGGCUGCACACGGAGGAGGCGCUGUGUGCCACGCAGGCCUGCCCAGAAGGCUGGUCACUGUGGUCUGAGUGGGGUGUCUGCACGGAGGAUGGGGCCCAGAGCAGGAGCCGGAGCUGUGAGGAGCUUGUCCCAGGGCCGGGUGCCUGUCCUGGCAACAGCAGCCAGAGCCGGCCCUGUCCCUACAGUGAGAUUCCUGUCAUCCUGCCUGCCUCCAGUGUGGAGGAGACCAGCAGUUGUGGAGGGUUCAGUCUCAUCCAGCUGGUAGCCACGGGUGUGUCCUGCUUCCUGGGCUCCGGGCUCUUGACCCUCGCGGUGUAUCUGUCUUGCCAGCACUGCCGGCGCCAAUCUCAGGAAUCCACGCUGGUCCAUCCUGCCACCCCUAACCACCUGCACUACAAGGGUGGAGGCACCCCCAAGAAUGAGAAGUACACCCCCAUGGAAUUCAAGACACUGAACAAGAAUAACUUGAUCCCCGACGACAGAGCCAACUUCUACCCAUUACAGCAGACCAACGUGUACACAACCACCUACUACCCCAGCCCACUGAACAAGCCCAGCUUCCGGCCAGAGGCCUCACCUGGACAGCGCUGUUUCCCCAACAGCUGAUCCCACCCUCCUGGACUUGGGCUCCAUGCCUUCCCAAGGCACAGAACAGUGGAAUGGGACAGUAGAACCAUUUUUGGUUUGCCCUCUGCCCCGGGGCUGAGAACUUGCUUGCCUGGCCUGGGAAGGGGUCCCAUCUGGCUUCAGAAAGCUCUGCCUGUCGUUGACCAUGGGAGAGAGGGCUGGCUUCAGGCUGGCACAUGGCUGCAGAUCCAGUUCAGCCCAGGUUUCAUGGUCUCCUGGGACCCAUCAUCACUUUCCCCUGCCAUGUCUGAGCUGUGGACCUACUGGGCAUGUGUGGAAAUCGGAGAGUAGAGAUGGCGGGAGAGAGGCCUCUUUGGUUUGGGUUGGAAAUGACCUCCAGUGGCCGCCACCAAGUCUGCCCCUUCUGAGUGGCCCUCCAAAAUGCCUGAGCUGCAUCCAGCUUGUCAAUGAAAGGAAUUCAUCAAAUGUCCCAGCAGCUUCAGCUCUCAGCCCAGGGCUGGACCACUCUGAUGCUGCUCCCUGAGUGUCACAGGGGACCAGUGCUGGCCUAGGUUGACCACCUCUGUCAGACAGUCUGUAUCUUGACCAGGGGCAUCCUUCUGGUUAGGGGCAGUGAGGUCUGAGACCUGGAGGCUGGGCUGUGCCGAGAGGCCCUUUGAUCUGACUCGGUACAGGCCUUAGCCUUGCCUUCAGAACACACGCAAGGUGACCCGGAAGGAAGAAAGACUCAAGACCACGGGAGGCAGAGUCUGGCCUCCAUGCCUAUGGAGACUGUUGCUGCUCAAGAGUCAUCGGCCGAGAACUGCUUGGGAGUCUGCUGGCCCCUCGUGUAUUCAGGAACACACACACACACACACACACACACACACACACACACACACACACACACACACGCCAUCUGCCACGGCAACGAAAAGGAUGUUAAGCUGUGGCAUUAUUAAUUAAAGAUGAUAUCCAGUCUCCAAAUG